GUGGGCGCUGCGCCAACGAAAGUACUGGAAGGUAGUGCUGCGUCUGCAGCCGUGGAGCCACUAACGCAGAUCACAUCUGAGGAGGCUAGGGCACCAAGUGUUCCAGCUGAGACAACAGUGGGCACUGCGCCAACGAAAGUACUGGAAGGUAGUGUUGCUUCUGCAGCCGUGGAGCCACUGACGCAGAUCACAUCUGAGGAGCCUAGGGCACCCAGUGUUCCAGCUGAGACAACAGUGGACACCGCGGCAACGAAAGAACUAGAAGAUGCUGUU
Messenger RNA from Trypanosoma theileri, 273 nucleotides. RefSeq lists its product as uncharacterized. The record is from RefSeq and is a predicted model, not a curated record. NCBI's taxonomy places the organism in Eukaryota, Euglenozoa, Kinetoplastea, Trypanosomatida, Trypanosomatidae. The transcript has a single exon. The annotation marks the transcript as partial.